AUGAGUUGCGUAGCAUUGGUGUAUGUACUUAGUAACGUUAACGACGUAGAGUCUGCGAAAGAACGUCUUGAAGCAAUCGAGAAAAAAAUGGCUAAUUUAACCGACAAAGCUAAAAUCGAAGCAACGCAACUUAAACACGACUACAUGGAACUUCUCAGCGAAACCAGAGUGCUGAACAAGACGAUAGAUUACACGACCAGUGCUACAGUUCAACGAGCUUUGAACGAGUUGAAUAAUGUCAAGGAAACUCAGAGAGUCAUUCAGAAGAAAUUGGAAGCAUUGUCUCAUCUUAAUGAUACCGCUGAAGAUUAUUUGAAUUUGGAGAAAGAAGUGAAAAAUCUUGCAACACAGGUGAAUCAGAAUAUAACUCAUCUGGAGGAGAACCUAAAAGAUAAUCGUCGAGAAUGGGAACGAGCCCUUGACAACAAGACAUCAGAGAUUAAGUCAGACGUUUUGAUUCUUCAAAACAGAUUGCAUGAAUUCGAGGAUGAAGUUGAGCUCGAACUUAAGAACCUCAAAUUUGAGAACCGCAAAUUUGAGAACCGCACUCAAAACGGAGCUACUAAUGGCGUUGGCCGAGUGAUGCACCUGACUAAAGUAUGUACAUGUAAUCUCAUGUUUUACACUAUAAUCUUCUGGGCAACACUGAACGUUAUUCUGCAUAUUUAGUGGAAAUGUGUAUUUUUUAUUUAGUUUUCCAAAUAAUCACCUAUGAAAUUAUACUAAAACAAUUAUUCACCUCGGGUCUUUCCCAGGCUUGCCCGAUUUUAGGGACCGCCUGCCAUGCAGGCUACCUCAGGCUCGGCGAUUAUCGUGAAUAAAAACCUCGACUUCGUCUCGGUUUUUAUUCACCGAUAAUCGCCUCGCCUUCGGCGAAUAAUUGUUAAAUAACAUAUACUUCAUACAUUGUGGAUCUAAUAAAGUCUGUCCUUCAGAGUUGUUGAACUGAAGAUUUACAGCGAAAAUACAAAAAGUAGCGAAGGUAGCAAACCAAUAGGAAGCUAGAGAUUGUCAACAUUUACCUUUGAACUUCCGGUUUAUUUGUAAGAUCUGCAUGAACAAGUAACAAGCAAAUAAAUUGAGUAAAAAUACAGCUGAGAAUACCCGAGUCUUUGUUCCUAAACUUGAAUGUAAUCGUUCUGUGUAUGCAAGUAUCAUUUAAUAAUAAUAAAAUAGCGUAAAGAUGUAAAACGGCAACGCAUAUUGUUUGUCACUAUAUUGAUUUGAUAGCUGUCGCCUUAUCGAAUAUCGAAAAUUAAAUUCUCUAAUACUUCUGUGUGAAUGUAAUAUACAUUUAGGAUCCAGCCUCCAGACCGUUGACUUCUUGUUUGCCUUCCUGUCUUUGA
Molecule: messenger RNA, 1346 nt
Organism: Paramuricea clavata
Lineage: Eukaryota; Metazoa; Cnidaria; Anthozoa; Malacalcyonacea; Plexauridae
Source: the annotation of a GenBank genome assembly